AUGUGCGCAGAUCUACUGAGAAACUCGGCGAUCAGAGUUUCGGAAGGAACACUCGAACACAUUUGUUGGCACAUUGGAGGACCUGGGAAAAUCAACAAGUUCCUCUCCGAACUCAUUCCAGGUCGAACAACAACAGAUUUCGAAGACACUGAUGAGAUGUCAAAGCUUUUUCAAGAACCUCUGCGAGAACUGCAGGAAUGGAGCGUCGGGACUUUUGACGAAAACCCGGUGGUAUUGCUGAGCCUAGCUCUGGAGAGAGCCGGAUGCAAUCCAGUAGACAGAACUUUCUUUUGCGUACCUGAUGAGCCCAUAUCUUCUGAUGAGCUACAUCACUUUGUCCAGAAGCUGGCAAGAAGACACUGCGGUAUAUUUGAAAACGUUGUGUAUCUAACACGUGGUGAGAUCGAAAACAUCAUUGAUGAAGACAAUAACGAUUCGUUUGAUGCAGAAGCAAUGAUAAGUUACUGGAUAGCGAAAGAAAUAAGCAAUAAAGAAAACAGCAGUCAUAUUGAGAGGAGAUGUAAACUUAAUCACGCAGCCAUCAGUAUUGGACGACAUGAUUUAAAAGGUUAUUUGGUAGGAUAUGACAAUCAUUUCAUAUCGUCAGAUACUGGGCAACAAGAACAAACUGAACACAGUAAAGAGGCGAAAUCAAGCAGAGAAGAUGAUAAUCCCGAAAACAACGUGAGUGAUGCCGAGUUAAGAAGAAUUGUCCAGUAUCUUGGCCAAGCGGAACUUUCAGAGAUGUUCGGUGAGGAUGCAGAAGGAGACAGCUUCAAUGCGAACAAAGCUUGGAUCGAGAAGGGAAGUACAGCAGGUCAACACAUUAGCUGCCGUCAAAGUCUCCGUGGAAAGCUGAGACCAUUCGGAAUGGAAGGAUAUGAGUUAUCACAUGGUGAUUUGUGUGCGGUUGCCAUUGGAGAAGGUGCCGGAAAAGACCAGUGCGCCAUUAUGAGUGAGAAUCUCGGAAUAAUCACUGAAGUAACAGACACCAUGUACAUGCUCAAGAUUUGGAGGUCUUUGGUGAAAGCUCCGUCGUAUAACCCUAGAACAGCCCUGGCUGAUGCCGUCUUUCCGGUUCUCGGUAAAGAAAAGGCGCUUGACAUUAUAUCAGGUAAAAUUCGUCGAAGUGGAAAUCAGGCUGGAAACGUGAUCGCCUUCAUUCGAGAUACUAUAACAUAUUUCCAGGCUUCUAACAUUGCCACCAUUCUUGGUGUACACCAAAUGAGUCUCGAGAGGGGCAAUUUCACUAUCAAGCAAGUCCUUGAUAUCUGGAAAGAAUCUCAGAAAAUCCAAUCGAUGGAAGAUGAUCAAGGAGGGAAUCUAUGUAAAGCUCUAUCCGAUGGAGGAUUUAAGAGUUUUUCGUCCAAGCUACUUCACGGUAAUGGUAGGCCUAUUAAUUGA
Molecule: messenger RNA, 1404 nt
Organism: Strongylocentrotus purpuratus (purple sea urchin)
Lineage: Eukaryota; Metazoa; Echinodermata; Echinoidea; Camarodonta; Strongylocentrotidae
Exons: 6
Coding region: 1-1404 (467 amino acids)
Source: RefSeq, a predicted model, not a curated record